GUGGGAGUAGAGUGCCAGGACUGACACACUACUGCAUCAGUCGUGCCGUGCCGCUGCCAUGGCAUUGUCUACCAGGUGUCGAGAUGACGAAUGUAUAUUGUUUACAUUAAACGGACAAGUUCAUAAUGUAUCAUCAGUAAAGGGCGAUCUGUCCCUCAAUACAUAUAUCAGGGAGUAUGCUAAACUGAAGGGCACCAAGUUCAUGUGCCGAGAGGGAGGAUGUGGCAUCUGCAUUGUCAGUCUACAGUUUACACAUCCUGCCACGGGUCAAGAGAGAGUGGUCUCAGUUAACUCCUGCAUGUUCCCUGUCCUCGCCUGUCAUGGACACAAGGUAACCACUGUGGAAGGUAUCGGCAGCAGGAAGACAGGGUAUAACGAGAUACAGAGCAGACUAGCUCACUUCUACGGUACCCAGUGUGGUUAUUGCACUCCGGGGUGGGUUAUGAGUAUGUACAGCUUUAUUAAAGCUAAUCCUGAAGCAACCAUGAAGGAAAUUGAAGAUUCAUUUUCAGGAAACCUCUGCCGCUGCACUGGAUAUCGACCGAUUCUCGAUGCCUUCAAGUCAUUUGCUAGUGAUAGAAGUAAAGAACUGGCACAAAAGGUUUCUGAUAUUGAAGAUCUACUGAAAGUUUGUCCAAAGAGUGGAGUAUCCUGUAACGAACAGUGUACAAGAGAACAAUCAAAGAGGACUCCCUUCGCUUGCGUUGCAAAGAAUGGCCAAGAUGAUUGUGACAUAGAGUUCCUGGAAGUGGCACUCGCCGUACGGUCCCUGAAACUAGAACUCCGGGACGGAACUCAGUGGUACAAGGUUUCUGAUGUAAAUGAGAUUUUUGAAAUCUUCGAGAUGAUACAUGGAAGUUACAGGCUUGUUUGUGGAAACACUUCUAUAGGUAUUUUGAAAGACCAGCCUCCUCCGGAAGUAUUCAUUGAUAUAAACGAUGUGGCUUUCUUGAAAGCUCAUUCAUUUUACUCAGGCAGUCUGUACGUCGGGGCCAAUACAACUCUAACUGACGCCAUCGCUCUGUUCAAAGCGGUUUCAGUAGAAAAUCCUGAGUAUUUUGCUUACACCGAGCAGUUGGCCCUUCAUAUACAGAAAGUCGCAAACGUUCCUGUCAGAAAUGUAGGAACGAUUGCAGGCAACUUGUCUAUAAAACACGCAGCAAGAGAGUUUCAGUCAGACAUCUUCCUCAUUCUGGAGGCUGCAGGAGCUCUAAUCUCUAUCAGAGGAGACAAUGAAGCUAUUGAAUGCCUCACCCUUCCAGACUAUUUAGAAACUGACAUGUACAAGAAGGUCAUCCUACAGAUCAUUCUUCCUCCACUGGACUGUAAUGAUUAUAUAUUUAAAAACUUAUCACUGACAAUGUUAUAUAUAGGAUUAGAAGUUAUUAAGAGUGCCUUGUAUGUUAUAGGAGGAGACAAUGAAGCUAUUGAAUGCCUCACCCUUCCAGACUAUUUAGAAACUGACAUGUACAAGAAGGUCAUCCUGCAGAUCAUUCUUCCUCCACUGGACUGUAAUGAGUAUAUAUUUAAAACUUAUAAGAUUGCACCAAGAGCUCAGAACGCAUUGGCUUAUGUAAAUGCAGGCUUCAGGUUUAAAGUGAAUAAAAAUGACAAAUACAGAGUUGUGGAACUGCCUCGUCUAGUGUUUGGAGGAAUCAACCCUUCUUUCAUCCACGCUGAAAACACAGAGAGAUAUCUCGUAGGCAGGAGAUUACUGGACAUGUCUACUCUGCAAACAGCUCUUAAUAUAUUGGGAAAGGAAAUUAAGCCAGAUUACAGACUACCAGACUCUAGUCCUGAGUAUAGGAGAGGUCUUUCACUUGCUCUAUUUUAUAGGGUAAUCCUGAGUGUAAGCCCAAGCAGUGUGAGAGUCCGCUACCGCAGUGGAGGAGAAGAUAUCACGAGGCCAUUGUCUUCAGGCAAACAGGAGUUUGACACUGACAGUUCUAGACCUCCUCUCUACCAGCCUUUCCCCAAACUGGAAUCACUCAUCCAGUGCUCUGGCGAGGCGGAAUACAUUUAUGAUAUGCCAACUGUUGGGAAUGACGUGUAUGCUGCUUUGGUCAUCUCUAAAAAAGGUCCUGGCAUAAUGGCCGAUAUAGAUCCAUCUGAGGCGAUGAAAAUUCCUGGAGUGAUCGCAUUUUUCUCUGCAAAAGAUAUUCCUGGUAAAAAUACAAUUGCGCCAAAGAAUGAAUUCAUACUAUAUGAAGAGGAGUUAUUUGCCUCCAAGGAGAUUCAGUUUGCUGGCCACCAAGUCGGCAUUGUGGUAGCUCUGACUCAAACUUUGGCGGACGUGGCUGCGGAAAGGGUAAAGAUUGUGUACAGCAAGCGUAGAAAACCAGUGCUGGAUGUGAGGACAGUUGUCAGAAACAACGAUCAGUCUAGAAUCGUUUUGAGGCAAGAACAAGAAGCAACUGCGACUCCUGGAAGUGUCACAAAAGUAGUCAAAGGAGACUUUAAAAUGGACACCCAAUAUCAUUUCAUGAUGGAAACUCUGACUUGCUUCGCCAUUCCCACAGCAGAAGGUCUGGAUGUUCACUGUAGCACUCAGUGGAUGCAGGUGGUUCUGGAGACCAUCGCCUUGGUACUCAACAUACCUGAAAACAGGAUAAACAUGAAGCUGAGUCGAGUUGGUGGAGGAUACGGACAGAAGGUGACACGAGCCAACAUAGUCGGAGGAGCCUGCAGCCUGGCCGCGUACCUUCUGCAGAGACCGGUCCGUAUGGUGGUCAAACUAGAGACUAUGAUGGAAGCUAUCGGCACCAGAUGGCCUUGUUUAGUUCAGUACGAGGCAGGAGUAAACGACGAGGGAAUGAUACAGUACAUGAAGACAUAUGUUUACGAGGAUGCUGGUUCUGCAUUCAACGACUUCGUUGCCGAUUAUACAAUACUGGCGUUCACUAACGUUUACGACCCAAGCACUUGGUCUACAAAAAUAUACGACGUGAGAACGGACAAACCUUGUACCGCCUGGGCUAGAGCACCGGGUACGUUGGAAGGUGUGGCGCUCGCAGAGCAUAUUCUUGAACAUAUAGCACACGAAGUAGGCAAGGACCCUCUGUCUGUGAGGAUGAAGAACUUGGACGAAAAGUAUCCUAUAAGGGCUAUGGUAGCCCUGCUGAACGAGAAGGCGGAUUAUGAAAAUCGCAAAGAAUGUGUCAAAGAGUUUAAUAAGGCGAAUAUGUGGAAGAAGCGAGCUUUGUCUGUCGUGCCAAUAAGGUUCCAGAUGGAUACAUUCAGUAACUACAACGCUAUCGUCUCCAUUUACAGAAACGAUGGAACAGUAGCAAUAGCGCAUGGUGGCAUCGAAUGCGGUCAAGGCAUCAAUACAAAGGCAGCUCAGGUGUGUGCCUCAGCACUGGGAAUUCCCCUGGAUUUUGUUGUCGUGAAACCCACUAACAACCUGACGUCUCCCAAUGACGGGUUCACUGGUGGAAGUUACACCUCUGAGAGUGUCUGUUAUGCUCUAGAGCAGUGCUGUAUGGAACUCAACAAGAGGUUGGAGCCAGUGCGUAGUAACCUAGUUGCGCCAACAUGGUUGGAAGUGGUACAGGCAGCCUACACUGAGCAGAUCAAUCUGACAGCUACUUACAUGUAUGCGCCAAAACAAGGCGAAGCGGUCCAUUACCAAAUAUUUGGAGUCAUCAUUAUUGAAGUUGAAGUUGAUAUAUUGACUGGAGAACAUAAGAUUUCAAGAGUAGACAUUCUUGAGGAUGCCGGGAAGCCUUUCAACCAAUUUGUGGACAUAGGACAGCUUGAAGGAGCCUUUAUAAUGGGCCUAGGUUACUGGACGUCUGAGAAGUUGGUUUAUGAUCCUGACACCGGGAGGGUUCUAACCAAUAGGACAUUGAAAUAUGAAAUCCCAGGCGCAAAGGAUAUCCCAGUAGAUUGGAGAGUUUACUUAUUAAAGAAUGCGGAUAAUCCACUUGGCAUCCUCAGAUCUAAAGCUGUUGGAGAACCUCCUAUAUGUCUGGCAAUAUCAGUCUUAUUCGCUAUGAGACAAUGUGUACGAUCUGCAAGGAGUGAUUUAUGCCUUCCAGAUGAAUGGCUGGAAAUGGAUGCACCAUUUACUGCAGAAAACAUCUUUCUCAGCUCCGAAAUCGACGAAAAGAACUACGUACGAUAAGACAAUGGAGCUCUACAACACACAACGUGUACAGGAAACCUGCCUACAGAAUGCACACAUUACUUUUGUUUCAGUGAGAUAAAUUAUCAUAGAAUCUUAAACGGAUGAAAUAAAAGAUCCAAAGAUCAAA
Messenger RNA from Homalodisca vitripennis (glassy-winged sharpshooter), 4256 nucleotides. RefSeq names its product indole-3-acetaldehyde oxidase-like. Bases 59 to 4126 code for a protein of 1355 amino acids. NCBI's taxonomy places the organism in Eukaryota, Metazoa, Arthropoda, Insecta, Hemiptera, Cicadellidae. Gene Ontology annotation, molecular function: 2 iron, 2 sulfur cluster binding; oxidoreductase activity; iron ion binding. The record is from RefSeq and is a predicted model, not a curated record. The transcript is spliced from 27 exons.